AUGAGACACUCUACGAUCUGCAUCCUGGGCGUCAUCGGCUGCGCGGCCGCCUUGCCCGUAUCAUUACUUGAGGAAGGCAACGUUGAUGCCCCAGCGCAACCUUCUUCCCCCCAAGCAACCUUUGGUUUCGGUACCGGUGCCAACCCCUUCCAGGGAAGCACCGGCGCGUUCCCUGGCUUUGGCGCUGGCGCUGGUGGCAAUACCGGUGCGGCAGCUCCCUCCUCGCAGGGCGGGUUUGGCGCCUUCCCAGGCUUCUCAGGCUCCCAAGGGUUCGGCAGUGCCCCUGCCGCGAGCGGUUCGGGAUUCCCCGGCUUCGGUGGGUUCCCAGGCUUUGGUGCUCCUGGGGCUGCUUCGGACACCCCAGCGGCAGUCCCGCAAGGCUUUGCCGGCUUCCCUGGGGCUGCUUCAACAUCCCUAGGUGACGGUGCUCCAGCCCCGGCAAUUCCCGCCCAGGCAACCGCUGCAUCUGGCUUCGCGGGGCCAGCCCCGACGGGAGUAGCGGGUGCUACGGACCUGGAUGUGGACGGCGCUGCCGCUGCUGGAAAUGGGGAUGGGAAUGUCAUACCUGGUUUCGGCACGACCACCACUCAACCCGAGAAUGAUGACGAGGCGGACGAGGAGGGGCAGGAGGAGGAGCAGGAGGAUGAUGAGGAUCAGGAGGAAGGGCAGCAGCAGGGGGAUCAGGAGGAGUAG
This is a messenger RNA of Aspergillus puulaauensis, 693 nucleotides long. RefSeq lists its product as uncharacterized. Lineage: Eukaryota; Fungi; Ascomycota; Eurotiomycetes; Eurotiales; Aspergillaceae. The record is from RefSeq and is a predicted model, not a curated record. The coding region runs from base 1 to 693 and encodes 230 amino acids. The transcript has 2 exons.